GAAGCCAAAGAAAUCACCUUCUCAUUCUCAUUCUCAUUUCCCAUUUCUCACUUCUCAUUUCUCAAAUUCCACUCCAUACCCUUCACUUCCACUCCUCAAAAAAUGAGAAAAACCAUAACCAUUGUUUCAUCAUUUGCAAUUCACAUUAUCCUCCUUGCUUCCAUACCUUUCACAUCAUCCCAAUCCAACGAUUUAAUAGAUCAAAUAUGCAAAAAAACACCCUUCUACGACCUAUGUAGCUCCAUUCUAAACUCAAACCCACUUGCUCCAAAAACCGAUCUCAAAGGUGUAGCCCUAGUAAUGGUAAACAACAUUCUCACAAAUGCAAGUGACACAUUGAACUACAUUGAAAGCUUGAUCAAGAAAACUACAGAUCGUGAAAUGGAAAAAGCAUUGGCAUUUUGUGCUGAAUCAUAUAUACCAGUUGUGAAGUACACUCUUCCACAAGCUGCUGAUGCUAUAAAUCAAAACCGGUUUGGGUUUGCUAGUUAUUGUAUUUCUGAUGCUGUUAAAGAAGUUAAUUCUUGUAAUAAGAAAUUUUCUGGGGUUGGUAUGUCACCUUUAGGGGAUAGAAAUGGUAUUGUUCAGAAGCUUGUUGAUGUUGCUUCUGCUAUUAUUAAACAACUAUUGAAGGGUUGAUUUGUUAUUUAUUAAACCUUACUUCUUUUUCUUUAGUGUAGUAGUGGAUGUAAUAAUAGUAGUUAAAUAGGAUACUUGACACUUGUACUCUCUUUAUUUAAUAAUUUUUGAGGCUGAUGUACUCUUAAUUCUUAUUA
Molecule: messenger RNA, 776 nt
Organism: Medicago truncatula (barrel medic)
Lineage: Eukaryota; Viridiplantae; Streptophyta; Magnoliopsida; Fabales; Fabaceae
Product: cell wall / vacuolar inhibitor of fructosidase 1
Exons: 1
Coding region: 103-639 (178 amino acids)
Biological process (GO): negative regulation of catalytic activity
Molecular function (GO): enzyme inhibitor activity
Source: RefSeq, a predicted model, not a curated record